Molecule: messenger RNA, 2106 nt
Organism: Naegleria lovaniensis
Lineage: Eukaryota; Heterolobosea; Eutetramitea; Acrasida; Naegleriidae
Exons: 3
Coding region: 1-2106 (701 amino acids)
Biological process (GO): proteasome-mediated ubiquitin-dependent protein catabolic process; protein polyubiquitination
Molecular function (GO): ubiquitin protein ligase activity
Source: RefSeq, a predicted model, not a curated record
AUGCCUCUCAUUCUCAUUGAUUUUGUGUGCAUGUUGACAGAUUCACGCCGAAGUGAUGAUGAUGAUCAUAUUGAUCAACUGGUUGAAAAAUUGAGCCAAAAGAUCAUGUCAGGAUCAAGAAGAAUCGCAAAUCCCUUCUCGCAAAGUUUUACACUUGUUCACACGAUUGACAAGGUUACACAUUCACCUGCCAUGUCUUGUUCGACAGCUGUAACAUUGUCAAAUUUUGAUGAUGUCUAUCUGAAACAUCCUUCAGAAAUUAGAAUUUCAUAUCAUCAUUCUUGUAUUAUAAUUUGUGACUCGGGAAAUCAUCGUUUAUUAUUUUUUGAUUUGUCGUCAAAAAAGUUUAUAACGACAAUUUCCAUGGAAGUGUAUCAUUUUUGCAUUCAGGAGAAUUAUGAUCAUUUGAAUCACGAUGCUCUGUUAGUGAUUUCAUCUAAAAUGUUUCAAAGUCAUUGUUGUUUGAAAUACGAUUUACUUAAUGUCAUGAAUCAUUCUCACAGGAUGGACACUGACAUUGCCAUUGACAAGAAAGUCAUAUGGAAAUCACAAGCAUUUCAGAAUGUUACUGGAAUAUCCAUUUCAAAGAAACAUGUGUUCAUCUCUGAAUUUCUUUCCAAAAGCAUUAUUAUUUUGGAUUUGUCCUCGGGAAGAUUACGUGCAAUGGAAAAGUCUUCCGAAUGUCGUGUUGAAAUAUUUUCAACUAAUGAUUCCAACGCUUUAUGGAAAAGUGUGAAAAGUUUUGGAGCAAACGAAUUGAAUUCACCAAAAGGAAUAUGUCUGGAUAAGAGUAGAGGUCAUAUUCUCAUUACAGAUUCAGUGAGCUCACAAUUUAAUCGAAUUCAAAUCUUUAGAGAUGAACAACGUGUAAAAUCCUAUUUCACGAAUCGUUUGAAAUGCAACGCGGGAAUGUGUUUGAAUGAAUUCACUGGAGAGUUAAUUGAUCUCGGAAAAGUCAAAUGUCACAAAUCCGAACGAGAUUUUUAUGCUCUCAUUCCCAAAUAUCCAAGUGCUCAAGAAAAAUCCAGUGGUGCAGGACAUGCUAUCAAAUCUUCGAAACGAUGGAUUGCACAUUCCACUUACGUCUAUGCUCAAGAAAAAAUUGAUGGCUCUCAGUUGUCAUUCAUGCUCGUCAAUGACACUGCCAACAACGAUGACGCCAUUUCCAAUUCAGAAGGAAAUAAGAAAUUAAUUUUUCGAACCAAGAAAGGUCCAAUUUCCAAUGACAUUUGUUUUGAAAAUGCCAUCAAGGCCAUUUCAGAAAUUCAACAUUUACUUUCUCCCAAUUAUGUCUAUCGAGGUGAAACCAUCACUCGUUACAGACAUUGUCGUGUCAUGUAUGGCUUCAUUCCUCCAAAAUCAUUUGUCUUGUUUGAUGUUCAGAAUGAUAAGGGAAAUUAUUUACUUCCUGAUGAAAUUGAAAUGGAAGCCAAACGAUUGGGAUUGAUGUGUGCUCAAAUUGUGUAUCGUGGAGUGUUGGAUUUUGAAAAGUUGAAAUAUUUGUGUAAUAAUACCAAGUCACAGUUGGGUGGUUAUGCGAUGGUUGAGGGUUUGGUUGUGAAACAAUAUUUGGAUAAAACGACAGUUGACACUUUUUCUGAAUCUGAAUAUACCAAGUCCAAGAGAAGUGAAGAAGAUGAAUUGGAUGGCUGUGGUGAUGUUCGAAUGGUUUCAUUCAAAAUGGUUUCCAAGCGUUACAAGGAAACUAAAAAACCAAAACAUCUCAAGGAAGAAAAGGAUAUUGACACCAAAUUGAAAACUAUUGCUCAAAGUGUCUGCACUCAAUCGAGAUGGGAAAAAGCCAUGAUUCGUUAUCUUGAGGAAGGAGGUGACAUCAAUCAUAGGGAUUUGAGUGGUAUUCUAUGUUUGGAAAUUAAGAAGGAUAUCAUUAAGGAAGAACAUGAUUCCAUUCAAAUAUUGUUGAAAGAGUGUGAAAUGGAAUGUACAGAUGGUUUGGUAGAUAUUAUUUUGGAAUAUGCAGUUGAAGGAGUGAAAGAGUGGGUUAAGGAGUAUGUCAAGGAAAUUGCAUCGACCUUGAUUCAAGACACGAAUGCAAGUAAUUCUGUUGAGGAGUUGUCUAUAACAUCUUCCAAUCAUGAUGAAUAA